UAAUCGAGAUAAUGCGGGCUUGACAAGACAGUGUUCCCCUCCUACCGUUUGCUACAUAUUUUUUACCUGUUGACACCGUUUUGGUAAUCAUUAUGGACUACAAAAACGUUUGAAGGAACGCGCUGGCCUUUGAUGUUACACCGCUGGGCUUUGCAUAUCCAAUUAUAUGCUGGCGGUAUCUUCCACAAAAGUAGCGAGGACAUUGUGCGAAGAAUUAGUGGAGAUUGACGCCCAUUGGCGAGUUUUUAGUGCAAGGUGUUGUGAAAGAAAAGGUGUUUGGGUGUGCGUUUGAGUCUUGCCGAGAGGUGUUUGAAAGGGAGUGGAAAGGAAGGACCACCCCUUAUUCUGGUUCAGGACUUGGGCCAGUUGACACAUUAGAACUUGGACCAGACCAGAAGUGGUUUGACUGGAUGAGGUCAAAGAAUAUAUACCAGCCUAACUUGAGACUAGAUCAGCACUGUAUAUCUUUCAUCUGAGCAAUCAACGUCUUCAAGAACGCCCAAAAACAACACUCAAGGUAUACGCCUAGGAAGAUAUAGACAUAAUCAUUACGGGAAGUCUGCGGAAAUAGGGGAAACAAAGAAAACAAAGAAGAACUUAAGCCGACAUUGUAUUCAAGUAGGAUCUGCAGUCUUUACAAGUGAGAUAAAGGCUCUAUACAGUCAAUCGAAAUCAAAUUAAGGAAACAAAGCAAGCUUCCAACAUUGUCAAAGAGAUCCAUCAUUCACAAUCAGACUGGGAACAGUGUUAAUCUCUUCAACGUGUUGAGAAGCCAUCGAAGAGGUGUCAGUAAUCGAACCAUUUGACACAUAUCAGGAGAAGAAAAAACCGAAGCGAGGUGGAGCGAAGACUUAAGUUAUAGCCAUUUUAAACGUCAAUCAUUUAGCAGACGAUCCUGCGUCGAUUUUGGGGAAAGCGCGCGGGAGGAAUGAAGAGAAAAUUUGAGGCGCCACAGAUCGCGAUGGACUCCGCUGUGUGUUGCACGCCGCGAACAAUGGACGCAGACAACAGGUGGAAUGCCAGUGUCCCAUCCCCGGAGAGGCAUCGAGAAGCCGGGAUGGUGGUUCGUGAGUCCAAUGCAUUCGGUGCAGUCGCUCCGGCUACAAGAGGUCUAGCAGGGAUGACUGGAAGUGUGGGAAAAUGCAAUGAUAUGAUGAUGAAUUCGGGAUCUUGGGUGAACGUUUCGGGAAUGACCGACGCCAGAGUUAAAGACAAGGAGCAAGUUUUCACAAGUUUAAUUAAAACGCAAGUCCUCGACAGCAGCGUUGAAAAGAAAGACAAAACCGAGAGAAGCAUCCAUAUUUGGAGGCCUGCACUUGACGGAGAUGAAAAGGAGACAUCGAAAGAAGAUGUGGACGUAGGGGUCUCGAGAGCGGCUAGAAUUUGGAGACCGAAUGAUCCUCAACCAGAAGCGCACUCGACGACAGCGACGACGAUGAGGGUGGGUGAUCAAGAAAGAAACGAAUCAUCGAGAUACGUUGACGACUUUGACAGUGAUGGCGAUGAUGAGAAUCCAGAUGAACACGGAUCCAAUGCCGGAGACCGACCGACCAAGCGAAAGCAACGACGGUAUCGUACGACUUUCACCAGUUAUCAGCUUGAAGAAUUAGAACGAGCCUUCUGCAAGACGCAUUAUCCUGAUGUGUUUACAAGAGAGGAGUUGGCUAUGAGAGUGGACUUGACUGAAGCUAGAGUACAGGUCUGGUUCCAAAAUCGCCGAGCGAAAUGGCGAAAGCGAGAGAAGCUCGGCUUGCAACCCCGUCUUCAUCCUCAUCCACACUUUGGUCCAAUCCUCGGUGGUCCGAUCUCAGAUUCGAACCUUGUAUCUUCUCAUCUAUGCCGUCUGGCUUGCAUCGACCGCGCCCAUCGACAAGGGUUGCUGACGUCACCACCACCACCACCACCGCAACAACAAUCAACAACCUCGUGUCUGCCGGCAACGCCAGCCACUGUCUUAUCGGGUUCCCUCCCGAGGUCUGCUUAUCAGUUUCCCGCUCAUGGACUGCUACCGCUGCAUCAUGCAUCGCACGCUGCUGCCACCAUGUUGUAUCCGACGCCAUUUUGUGAUUUUUGGUCCAAGCAAGCCAGUCUCGCUUCCUCGAGAAACUCUCAGUCGAAUCUCGGCCCAGCCCUGCUCACGCCGUGUUUCCCAGUCCCACGGAAGUACCAGGAGCACAACCCGCCAUCGAUAGUGGGUCCAGGACUCAACGCCAGAGGUAGUCUAGGACUGGACCCGUUAGGAUCUAGUCCUAAGAAGGGAAGUCUGGCGAAGGAGCUGCGAGGGCUGAAGCAAGAUGUGUGGUUACGAAGCGAACGACGGGCCUUGAGCAUCGCCGCACUUCGACUGAAAGCUCGUCAACAUGCUACCGGCGUGGAACCAGUCGAGAAUAAGGGUAUCCUCAUGAACCCUUAUCAAAGCGGGAUGAUCCUCUUCAACCCUGAGUGAAGAGUCCACCUCAAGAACAAAUCUCUCUCGAAACGAUAUUGGUUGGCCUAUAAUAUCACAAGAGCAAAGACUUAAAAUUAGACAAAGACUCGGUGAGCAAAAUACCGUGUCGACAGAGAGAUCAAUAUUCAACUAUUUUGUCAUGUAUAUGCCUAUGUCGCUAUCUAGAAACUUGUCAAUCAUACUCUCAUCAGGGAUGAACUAUCAAUGCCAAAAUAAAUGUAUUUGUUGACGACUGCCUCUGUUCAAUGUCUCCUUGGAUACAAACAUCUUUGUUUUCCUUUUUCGUUUCUUUCCUUCUUUUAAAUGCUUUAAGUAAGGUAAUGAAAAUCCACACACCAUGUUCAGGCCUACCAGUACCGUAUCACGGGUCCAGUCAUUGACGAGACACUGGGAACAUUGGACGCACCAGCCCAUAUGGGUGAAUGAAAUGCGACUGAUGCGGGAGGGGUUAUUUCAUCAUCUUGUCACGUUCCUUGGCCCCUCCCCCUUUCUCUUUAUUCGAUAUUCUAGAGUACGGGGAAUAAUCAAUACUCUCCACUUUUAGAAUACUUUUCAAAUUAUAUAUUUAUCGUCCAUCGAAUUUCUUGUAAAUGUGUAAAUAUUUAUGAAUGAAUAAACGAGACCUU
Messenger RNA from Strongylocentrotus purpuratus (purple sea urchin), 3075 nucleotides. Its product is annotated as aristaless homeobox protein. The transcript has 4 exons. The record is from RefSeq and is a predicted model, not a curated record. Gene Ontology annotation, molecular function: DNA-binding transcription factor activity, RNA polymerase II-specific; RNA polymerase II transcription regulatory region sequence-specific DNA binding. The coding region runs from base 929 to 2446 and encodes 505 amino acids. Lineage: Eukaryota; Metazoa; Echinodermata; Echinoidea; Camarodonta; Strongylocentrotidae. Gene Ontology annotation, biological process: regulation of transcription by RNA polymerase II.